UUGGGGAUGUAGAAGAAAAAAAAAAAAAAAAAAAAGGAAACCGGAGCAAAGAGAGCGUAAGGAAGGGAGAGAUAGGGAGACAACACUAACUGGGUAGCUAUGGAGAUAGUAGGUUAUCCUGGUCGCUUUCUUUGACAGGUGUCGAGUGGGAUAAAAUAAAGUCCGAGAACAGCCUCCAAGAUGUACGGCAAGGGUAAAGGAGCUGUGGUCCCCUCCGAUAGCCAAGCGAGAGAAAAGUUAGCCUUAUACGUGUAUGAGUACCUGCUACAUGUGGGAGCACAGAAGUCUGCACAGACCUUCCUGUCUGAGAUUCGAUGGGAGAAAAAUAUUACAUUAGGGGAGCCACCUGGAUUCCUUCAUUCUUGGUGGUGUGUAUUCUGGGAUUUGUAUUGCGCAGCUCCAGACCGAAGGGAGACAUGUGAACACUCCAGCGAAGCGAAGGCCUUCCAUGACUAUAGCGCGGCGGCAGCACCGAGCCCGGUGAUGGGCAACAUGCCCCCCAACGACGCCAUGCCAGGUGGUCCCAUGCCCCCAGGCUUCUUCCAGGCACCGCCCGGCUCUCAGCAAUCCCCCCAUGCACAGCCCCCCCCACACAACCCCAGCAACCCCAUGAUGGGACCCCACGGUCAGCCUUUCAUGUCACCACGAUAUCCAGGUGGGCCACGCCCGUCACUCCGAAUGCCAAAUCAGCCUGGUGGAAUCCCAGGAUCGCAGCCCCUCCUGCCAAACAGUUUGGACCCAACAAGACCACAAGGACAUCCCAACAUGGGUGGUCCAAUGAGAAUGAAUCCUCCCAGAGGAAUGGCCAUGGGCCCACAGAAUUAUGGAGGCAUGAGGCCCCCUCCCAACUCCAUGGGUGGCCCCAUGCCAGGAAUGAACAUGGGUCCCGGAGGAAGGGGGCCAUGGCCAGGACCUAAUGCAAACUCAAUAGCCUACUCUUCCUCAUCACCAGGAAACUAUGUGGGUCCAGCGGGUGGAGGGGGACCGCCUGGAACUCCCAUCAUGCCCAGCCCAGGUGAUUCGACUAACUCCAGUGAAAACAUCUACACAAUGAUGAAUCCUAUCGGACCUGGAGGAAACAGACCCAAUUUCCCAAUGGGACCAGGGCCCGAUGGGCCAAUGGGAGCCAUGGGAGCCAUGGAGCCGCAUCACAUGAAUGGAUCACUAGGGUCUGGGGAUAUGGAUGGGUUGCCAAAGAGCUCUCCUAACAACAUGGGAGGCAUGAACAAUCCUCCAGGAACGCCGCGGGAUGACGGCGAGAUGGGCGGCAACUUCUUGAACCCAUUCCAAAGCGAAAGUUAUUCACCCAACAUGACGAUGAGUGUGUGAUUUUCUUUUUUUUUUUUUUUUUUAAUCUUUCUCCCCCCAAUUUUUUCGACUCUACACCUUUUUUUUUUUUAUUCAAUCCUAACUUGUCCUUGGAUUAACCCGCCUCCCCCCACGUCACACACCCUUUGCCCACCCUAACGCCGUCCUCCUUCCACCACCCAACCUAUCCACCGUCCUUCCUCCUCUUCGUCGGGAACUUUUGCGGCCACUCAGCCUUCCGGGAGCGCCCUCGAGCAUGCUGGGACUCUAAUUAAGACGGGCCCUCCUGGAUCGUGUAAAAUGGCCGCAGGUGUGAAUAGGAAGCAGUCACAGGGCAGCAGGAAGAGCCUCCUUUCAGACUCCGGCCCCAGCCUCCCCGGCUUUCUGACGGGGUCUAGACAAUGAGCGAGGGACGGAGGUGAACGGAGAGCGCCGCCCUCCAUCAUGGACGCAGUAUCUCUUUUGCAGCUAAUAGGAACAUCAACCACAGCGUUGGAUUAUAAUUUCUUUUUUUUUUUUUGUAAAACAUUUAUUUUUUUUCUUUUUGCUCCCAGAUUCCACGGAGGACCUUCGUUGUCCUUCCACAUCGUUUUUCUGUACAUGUACA
This is a messenger RNA of Cyprinodon variegatus (sheepshead minnow), 1915 nucleotides long. RefSeq names its product single-stranded DNA-binding protein 3-like. Gene Ontology annotation, molecular function: single-stranded DNA binding; protein binding. The record is from RefSeq and is a predicted model, not a curated record. The transcript is spliced from 18 exons. Gene Ontology annotation, biological process: positive regulation of transcription by RNA polymerase II. Lineage: Eukaryota; Metazoa; Chordata; Actinopteri; Cyprinodontiformes; Cyprinodontidae. Gene Ontology annotation, cellular component: nucleus. The coding region runs from base 181 to 1329 and encodes 382 amino acids.